AUGGACAGGGCUGUAGCGGUCUGCUGGAUGUUUAUGCUGCUAUCGGCCUUCUUCUGUGAAACCGUGAUCUCCAAGGGGGGUAGAGGGGGGGCGAGGGGAGCUGCCCGCGGGAGCGCCCGUGGAUCGCGCACCCGCUUCAAAACCCCGCGGCGCUACAGCUCGUCGCCGGCGAGGGUCGCGGGGGCCGCCGCAGCCGGAGCCGCAGCAGGCAUGGCGGCCGGCGCCUGGUACGGAUCUUCACGGUAUCGCACGGAGGACGGCUCGCCGAGGUUCGACGGAGAGAACGGAAACCGGACGGACGGCGAUUUCUACAGCUACAGGACGUCGGCCUCCGCCACGCACGCGACCUCCCUCCUCCCAUUCCUGUCCAUAUUCGGUUCAGUCAAUUUACUGAAAUACUUCAGCCUCUGA
This is a messenger RNA of Conger conger (European conger), 411 nucleotides long. RefSeq names its product shadow of prion protein (gene sprn). Gene Ontology annotation, cellular component: membrane. Lineage: Eukaryota; Metazoa; Chordata; Actinopteri; Anguilliformes; Congridae. The record is from RefSeq and is a predicted model, not a curated record. The transcript has a single exon. The coding region runs from base 1 to 411 and encodes 136 amino acids.